UCGGACUCGUUCUAAGCGCGGCGGCAGGUGCCGAUUCAAUCGACUCAUUCAGUUCGCAUUAAUUUUAAGCCUCUCACCUAUGUGAGUGUCGUGUGCCCCAAGUGCAUUGCUAGUGCAUUAAAAAGUGUUUAGUUUAUCCCAAGCAAAAUGCAGUUUAAGUCGGGAUUAACAAGUGGUCUCCUGUUCCUUUGCGUGAUUUCGUACAGAAUCGGAGCAAUAUUAGCCGAAUGUGAUGACACACAGUUUGAGUGUGACAAUGGCAGCUGCAUCUCCUCCUAUGAUGUCUGCAAUGGUGACAAAAACUGUCCGGAUGGAUCCGAUGAAACGGCAAUGACCUGCAUCUCCCAGAGGGAGCAAUGCAACAAACCAUUCUUCCAAUGCACCUAUGGAGCCUGCGUUAUAGGAACUGCAGGUUGCAAUAAUGUUGAGGAGUGCGCGGAUGGAUCCGAUGAGACGAAGUUCCGAUGCGGCAAUAUUGAUGUUCAAAAUCAGUUGGAACGUCGCCUUCAGGGCAAUUGUCAGGAAAAUGAGUUCAAAUGCCCCUCUGGAAUUUGUUUGGACAAGACCAAUUUUCUGUGCAACGGCAAGGAUGACUGUGGCGAUGGCUAUGAUGAAUCCGUGGAUCUUUGCGGACACUUGUACUGUCCCGUUUACUCCUUCAGGUGUGGCACAGGUGCCUGCAUUGCCGGUUCGCUGAAAUGUAAUGGUCAAAAUGACUGUUUCGAUGGAUCAGAUGAGGCCCCGCUGCUCUGCAACACCACCCGGAAGAUAACAGGUCCAACUCCAGUCACCGUGGAGAUUUUGCAGACUCAGGAGGGAUGCCCACUGCCCCUAGGCGAUGAGCGUCCCAUUCUUAAGGGUCCUGGUGGCCGUAUCAUAACCGGGCCCAUCACCCACGGACUUGUGAAAUUCUCCUGCGAGAGGGGGCAUGUCCUUGAGGGCGAUACAUCCAGCUAUUGUGCCAAUCGGAAGUGGGGUAACUCCUUGAUCCCGAAAUGCGUGAAAUACUGCAAUUCGACGGGCGAGUUUGAAGGAUAUUCGACGAACGCCUUGUGCACCUAUGCCGGCCAGAAGGUGGACUGCAACAAGCCCUAUCAUCCACCCGGCACCGAGGUGCAAUUCGUCUGUGCCAAUGGCUUCAAGGCUGACGGUCCACUGCCGGACAUGAAGUGCAUGAGAGGUGGCUAUUGGAAUCGUCAACGUCAACGCUGCCAGCAGGAAUGUGGCCAGAUUGCCACGCCCACCAAGAGCUUCUCGGCCAAUGGUUACACCAUCAAUAAUACUGUGGUGCCUUGGCACGUGGGACUGUAUGUGUUCCACAAUGAAAGGAAUUACCACUUCCAGUGUGGCGGAUCGCUGCUGACACCGGACCUCAUCAUCACCGCUGCACAUUGCGUAUACGACGAGGGUACCGGUCAACUGUACAGCUUCGAAACCUUCCAAGUGAUUGCGGCCAAGUACUAUCGCAACUAUAAUGAUACCACGCCGGAUGACCAGGUCCGUAAUGUGACCUUUAUCGAUAUAGCGCAAGGCUACAAGGGUCGUGUUACGGAGUUUUAUCAAGACUUGGCCCUACUGACCCUCAACGAGCCCUUCGGACUUAGCCAUGUGAUCCGACCCAUUUGCGUGAAAUUUGUAAGCUUUGCGGAAAAGGAGAGUGUCACCGAUGAGCGGCAGGGAAAGUUUGCCGGCUGGAGCAUCGAGGACAAGCAUGAACUGCAGUUUGUACCAGCUGUUUCCAAAGCGAACAUCCUGUGCCGACAGUCUCUGAGGGAUAUCAAGUCGGACAAAUUCUGCAUAUUCACGCAGGGCAAAUCACUGGCCUGCCAGGGUGACAGUGGCGGUGGUUUUACCGCUGUUGAGGAGACCCUCGAAUUCUCGGGCCGCUCAACCUCGCGGCACUUCCUUUUCGGUGUGAUUAGCAAUGCCCCCAAUGCGGACCGGUGCGCCCACAGCCUGACCGUGCUGACCAACAUUCAGCACUUCGAGACCAUGAUACUAAAUGCAAUGAGCAAGAGUGUUAAUACACGAUCUUAAGCUUCAAGUGAUUAGAUUUAAAUACAGAAAUAAAGCGGCCAUAUGUCCCAUACGAAUUUAGCCUUAAUGUCCAAUAAAACUAGUCUCAGGAAGAAGCGCCGAUUUUCAAU
Molecule: messenger RNA, 2147 nt
Organism: Drosophila serrata
Lineage: Eukaryota; Metazoa; Arthropoda; Insecta; Diptera; Drosophilidae
Gene: modSP
Product: modular serine protease
Biological process (GO): proteolysis
Molecular function (GO): protein binding; serine-type endopeptidase activity
Source: RefSeq, a predicted model, not a curated record